Molecule: messenger RNA, 3641 nt
Organism: Paramuricea clavata
Lineage: Eukaryota; Metazoa; Cnidaria; Anthozoa; Malacalcyonacea; Plexauridae
Source: the annotation of a GenBank genome assembly
CGCUGGUGUUAAAUGGCUAUGUAACUAACCCAAACCCUACCCCUACUCUAACCCCUAACCCUAACCUCAACCCUAACUCUAACCCUAACCGAAUUAAUGAAAAAAUCCAAAAAGAAACGACUUUACAAAAUCGAUAGGGCGGUUUGCUGGAUGGAAAAAAGUGCUAACCAUACAACACAUGUUUGAAUAUUUUCAUUCAUUUAAGUGCGAAUUUUCACUACAAUUCCAUUUGUUUUGGCUUUAAAAUUAUCCACACAUUUUCAGCAACUAAGGAUGUGUAGUAUUGAUGAAAUUGAGCAGGUUGGCGACAAUAUAAAGUCUAAAAAAGGUGAAAACCGUCGCGACAAAGGAAACAGAAAAAAUUUUGCAGGCGAAGGAUCGUGCAUGAAAUGUCCCGAGAAAGCAGUCGUGCACGUCAGAAAUAACGACCCGUUUUGUAGAACAUGUUUCUUGGAUUAUAUCGUCCAUAAAUUCCGUGCCACCAUUGGAAAAGCUCGCGUUAUUCACCAAGGGGAAAGAGUCUUACUUGCAGUUUCCGGGGGGUCGGCGUCGAGUACCAUGCUGGAUUUGGUUAUCGAAGGUGAAUGCCAUUUAGUAAUUUAUGAUAAUAGCUAGAAGUUAUGUAGUGUAGGUUUGCUUGUUUUUGCCUGUAAACAAGUAAAGUGUGAUGUUGUAAUAUUCCACAAAUAGAUUGAGUUAUUAACUUUAUAUUAUUAAAUUAUGUACUUUAUUUUGCCCCCUCCCCUGGAUGAGUAUUUUCAGAUCAAUCUCGUUCCCAGAGCCAAAAUGUGGUCAGUACUAUGACCGGCAUCAUAUAAAUUUGACCGGUCAUAUUAAAAAUUUGACCGGUCAUUAGGCUUGGGCGGUUAACCGGUUUUUCGGUUUUGUUCGGUUUUCUUUUUAAAACCGGUUUUCAUUUCCAACAACUGAAAAAUUGGUUUUUCGUUUAUAUCUUUUUUUCAUGAUCUGAAAAGUGUGCAAAUACUAAUUUGUGCAAGAAAUGCUGUACAGAACCCUCGCCUAAGUACAGUCACAGUAUAGGGAGACAACCAGUAGGCCACUUAGGGGAGAGAAAAGUGGCAAUUAUUUAAGCUAGGUUCCAGGUGUCUUAUGCGCCAAAAUCAUUAUUCUGUAGUACAAUUUUAUAGUGGACUGCUGCCGUUUACUGGCUGCCAAUAUGUAAAUUAGGUUGGCAGCCAGUAAACAAUUAGACAUUUUUUUACGCUGAGUGGCCCUACUGUACUUUUCCUACACUGUGGUACAGUAGACAAAGUAUUUUCUUAAAAACAUGAGCAGACAAAUCAGCUGUUCACCUAAAAGUUAUCACGUAAUGGUUCACACGUUUCUAGCAUUCUCGUGCAUUUCCUCCGGAUUUGAGAGUGAGUUACUGUAGGUCUUAUGAAAUCAUACCAAGACAGUGGUUAAGUUAGAAUUUCCAAGAAAUCCUAUGUUAGAAAAUGAAAAAGUCGCAAAAACCGGUUUUACGGUUUAACCGGUUUUAAGUCAGACAGUUUACCAGUUUUUAUUUUAAUCAAAACCGCCCAAGCCUACCGGUCAUAUUAAAAAUUUGGUCGGCCAUAUUAAAAAUUUGGCAUCAUAUUAAAAAUUUGGCCGGUCAUAUUAAAAAUUUGGUCGGCCAUAUUAAAAAUUUGGCCGAUCAUAUUAAAAAUUUGGCCGGUCAUAUUAAAAAUUUGGCUAGUCAUAUUAAAAAUUUGGCCGGUAAUAUUAAAAAUUUGCCCGGUCAUCAGUUAAAAAUUUGCCCGGUCAUAUUAAAAAUUUGGCCGGUCAUGACCGGUGACUGGCCGUUAUUUUGAGCCCCGGGCAUAGACAUGUUUUUAUCUGUGACCGCUCAUCCUUAGAUACAAACAAUACAACUUUGCCCAUUAAGGUCUCAGCAAAGCCGCAGUGAAGAAACAUCGUUUUCAGCCAGGGGUUGUUCAUGUUGACGAUGAAGGGCUCUGUGGCCAUAGUGUCCAUGACAGAAAUAAUGUGAAGCAUCACAUCGAAGAAUUAGCAAGAUCUGCCGGAUUUCCAUACCACCAUGCUUCAUUGGCCGAUCUGUUUAUACAACAGGGCAAAGAAACAUCCCUUGAACGAAAUCUACACGAAUUAGAUAUUUUAAAUGAAGAGCAAAAUAUUUCAAACGAAAUAUCAAAGAGAACGAAAAGUCUUAGAGAGGUUUUUGAAAAAGUAACCACUGUCACAGCUCGGGAAGAUUUGUUGUCACACCUCUAUCGUAAUUUGCUGCAGAGGAUUGCAAAGGACCAUGGGUAUGAUUAUAUCAUGGUCGGUGACUGUGGUACCAAUAUUGCAGUGAGGAUUCUUGCGGACAUUGCACAAGGCCGCGGAUCACAACUACCGUUAAGUGUCAGCUUCAAAGAUAGUCGUUCUGAGGUUCCAGUGUUACGACCGAUGCGUGAAUUCACGAAAAAAGAGAUCCAGUUUUAUAAUUGUUUUAGUGACGUUACUUCGUUUACCAUACCCUCAUUUACAACAAAAGCUUCAAGUCACGGAAGCGUAAAUCGAUUAACAGAGGAGCUUAUUUUUGGUUUGCAAGCAGGUUUCCCAUCAACAGUGAGUACAGUUUUGAGAACGGGUGACAAGAUAUCGUCAAAUGUCGAUAGAAAGGAUGGUCUGCAUUGCGUCUUGUGUUUGGCUCCAUUAGGUGUAAAUUCUGGUUUUUCUGAAGCAUUUAGUGAGUUGACAACAUGCAGUGGUGGCGAGUGUGGUACUGGUGGUUGCCAGAAAACUGAUGGUGGUGAUGGUAUUGGUGGUGGAGGUACUGAUGGUCAUGAUGACACAUUAAGACACAUGGGCACUCACUCUGAUUCACUUGAGAGUGCCUAUGGCAUUGAUGGUAGCUUUGGUGGCAUAACAAUCACUGGUAGUGGUAAAAUAUGUGGUACUAGUGGUCACAGUGGUACACUUGGUAGUGUUGGUGAUGGUACACAUAGGGAUAGUAGUGGUCACAGUGGUACACUUGGUAGUGUUGGUGAUGGUACACUAAGGGGUAUUAGUGGUCACAGUGAUACACCUGGUAGUGUUGGUGAUGGUACACUAAGGGGUAGUAGUGGUCACAGUGGUAUACCUGACACACACAUUGGUGGUGAUCAGAGUACAGAUGACCAUAAUAUUCUGUUGAAGUCACUUUGUUAUGGUUGUAUGUUGACAUAUCAUGACAUCAAAGAUGGACAAAUGGUACUACAAACGUUUCUGACAGAAAAUCCAAGAAAGCAAUUUCAACAAGGAGCAAUGAAUGAACUAGCCUGCGGACAGCCUCCCAGGCUAUGAAAGAACAGAUUAAUGAGUUCUUACUUGAUGGCUAACAUAGAACAAACAUUUACACUUCUUACAUUUUAAUUUUGUCUGAUAUUUUAAUUAUAUAUUCCAAACUAUAGCAUUUUGAACAUCAAUAAUAUUCUAUUAUGGCAUGUUAAAAGUUGUAUAGAAUUUGAUGAAAUAUGUAUACCAGUCGAAACAUUCAAGAGAUUCUGAAUAUUGCAUUAUUGAUAAAAGAAUUACAGGAUGGAGUGUUUUUUCCAGCCUUUAAACCAGGGGACUUCCGAGUAUGGUUUGCACUGGAUCGACAAAAGGUGGAAGAGUAUAAAGGCGGACUUCCAGUCCUCGCACGAAGCUCCUCG